Aspergillus caelatus is the source of this 836-nucleotide messenger RNA. RefSeq lists its product as uncharacterized. The record is from RefSeq and is a predicted model, not a curated record. Lineage: Eukaryota; Fungi; Ascomycota; Eurotiomycetes; Eurotiales; Aspergillaceae. The transcript is spliced from 5 exons. Bases 372 to 749 code for a protein of 125 amino acids.
GGAGCCCAUGCUGGAAGUUGCAGUGAAAAUGACAGUAGAGAGAAGAGAAAGAGGUAACUGGCAGUUGCGACCAAGAUUGAACAACAAUAGUUGCUCUGACGGUAUACCCGCUUAUAUUGCGGGUUUAGACUGUCUUUCGAAUGACUGACAAACGCAGGAAUGCUAGCUUGACCGCUAUAUCAAUGUGAUAUGUACCACUGUUACAAUAAGACCAAUGCACGAAAGGGUCCACACCGCAGCACUUGGAAUCUUUAUUGGAGAACGUAUAUAUACUACCGACGGGAACAAAGGCCCUGAUAUCCUCUUCGAAUGACCUCUCGAAGUAUCAUACAGCUCCAAAUAUCCUCCUCGCCUGCUCUACUUCACUCGCCAUGCCGACGCUUUCCGGAAUUUACACCUCGCUCACAGGCCAAACCUUGGCUAUAGACGAGCAUGGUCAUCUCCGUAUCAUCGACAACGACAAGCAGAAAACUAAACUGCGUGCAGAUGCAGAGUUCUGGCUUUGUGAGGAUGAUGGGAAAAUCGGCAAGUUCGGAUCACCAAAGAAGGUCACUCUACACUUCCAGAACAAAAAUUACCAUAUCUGGGUGGAACCGCGCGGUUUUAGCGACGGUGCUUACGAGUACGGACUAAUUCCGAUCGAACCUAAUGGUCAAUAUAGCAACCAAUUUCUCGCCCUCAAAGAGGGCAAUCAACUAGAGAUUUUGCAAUCCUGGUCUGACGCAGCUAAAUUUCGAUGCAUGGAGUAAUUAGCAAGCCUGAUUUAGUUAUUGUACUCUGCGUCGAGCGAUCUCAUUUUUCUUACGUAGGGCAAGCCCGCUUCUGCACGAUUACCU